Messenger RNA from Suillus plorans, 882 nucleotides. RefSeq lists its product as uncharacterized. The record is from RefSeq and is a predicted model, not a curated record. The coding region runs from base 1 to 882 and encodes 293 amino acids. NCBI's taxonomy places the organism in Eukaryota, Fungi, Basidiomycota, Agaricomycetes, Boletales, Suillaceae. The transcript has a single exon.
AUGAAUCGCAUACUGGCCGACCCGGCGCUCGAAGUGCAGCCGAACUUCGAGUUCCCAGCAUACGCGGCUUGGCUCAAUGCUAUCAUCACAGGAGGACCUACCAGAGAGGCGGCCCUUGAGAAAAUGGCAGAGAGUUGGAGACUGGAGCACCAAGAACGUAUUGUUCUAUGGCAGCAGCAAUCUGACGAAGAUCUUCGAGUUCAGCGAGAACAAGAAGAACAAGAACGCACCGCAAAGGAAAUCGAAGCGGCCGAAGAACAACGGGAAGCAGAGAAGAAGAAGCCAAAAAUCAACGACUUCGAUGCUGAAGCCGUCGUGGCAGAUGUUCUCAUUCCUCGCCCUUCGCAGUAUGCGCUGCAGAAGAUCAAGAGCAUGGAGUAUGUUGAGCUGUGGUACUUUAGUCCAGAAGGGUGCCGGGAAGCGUUAGACAGUUGUAGAUCCACGGCUGAGGAUUCCUUUGGCCUGGCAAAGGUUGAUGGGUACGUCGCGUUCAAGCCGAUGGCAUCAUUCAAGGCAUCGCAGAAAGCAUUACAAGACCAUGACCUUUCUUGGCAUCAAUUCGACAUGGCAAAGACGAGCUUCCUUAUCCAUAUUGACAAAUGCGGCUGGCCAGACAAGCACCAGCAAGCCUUAGCGCUUUUCUUCACUCUCAUUACCAACCACGAGCAUCAAAUGCGCACUCGCGGCGAGAAGACCUUACUUCGUUAUGCAGGGUUCGUCAGACGGGAAUGGCAUGACCGUCUGUCUCAGAACCAAGGCUUCAACAUCGGGAUUUUCAACAGCGCUCUAUACAACACCCUCUCGGAUGACGUCUGGGAAGCAGAACGUGAUGAGAGCAUUAAAUUGGUAUAUCCUCCUGCAAAGUCAUCAUUCCGUGACUAA